This is a messenger RNA of Arabidopsis arenosa, 785 nucleotides long. NCBI's taxonomy places the organism in Eukaryota, Viridiplantae, Streptophyta, Magnoliopsida, Brassicales, Brassicaceae. The record is from the annotation of a GenBank genome assembly.
UAAACAAUCUAAUUGAUUUAUCAACUAAUCAUUUCAUAUCAGAUUAUCUAUAGAAGAUAAAAGGAUUCAAGCUUUACACAACAAUAAUCUUAUUUCCUUCUUUGAGCGGCUGUUUAGACUCGAGCCCUUCUUCCACUGGUUCUAGCCUUCUUCUUCAUGAAUACCAGAGGAACCCUCAGCUUAUCAGUCUCGUUGACCAACACAAAGAUAAGAAAUUGUUUUCUUUAUAACAUGUACCUUAAAAGAUUCUUAAUCUAUGUAACUAACAUUUGUUUUGCUUCAUAGAUGAAGCUUAAUUUUUUAUUAUGUAAGUGGAAGUAAAUGAUUAGUGAAGAGUCGUGUCAUCUGUCCUCACAAGCAAUAGAGACAAAGAUUUUGAGAGAAAAUAUCUCAGAUAAGAGUAUGCAAUGAAGUUGAAAAGCUUGAUGCUUGCUUCCAAACUUUGGAUUAGAAACUGCGUGUUAAGCACUUCAUUCUCGACUCUUCCCUAUCUUCUUCAAACCGAGGAUUUCAUCCAGUUGAGUGCAUGGUCUAUCCGUGAGCCGCUGUCUGCCUCGUCUUCGUUUAGCUUAUUCAUGACAAAAAUUAAUAUGUCCAGUCUGAUGCCAAGAACAUAAGGAGAGAUGCUAGACCCAGAGCUAUUCCAACUAAGAACAAAAUGUAGGUGACCACGAUAUAAGUUCCAUGAAACUCAUGGCUCUUCUUUGGUUUAUAGAAAUAUGCUGAAUGCUGACAGAAAAGAUGGAUCCCAAGGCUAUGGAUCAAAGUAAAAAUAGGUAAUUAUU